This is a messenger RNA of Williopsis jadinii, 444 nucleotides long. It is a transcript of the gene ENT4, whose product is annotated as Ent4p. The record is from RefSeq and is a predicted model, not a curated record. Gene Ontology annotation, cellular component: plasma membrane; clathrin vesicle coat; endosome. Gene Ontology annotation, biological process: actin filament organization; endocytosis. Gene Ontology annotation, molecular function: clathrin binding; phospholipid binding. Lineage: Eukaryota; Fungi; Ascomycota; Saccharomycetes; Phaffomycetales; Wickerhamomycetaceae. The annotation marks the transcript as partial. The transcript has a single exon.
CUAGUACGAAAACUACGGAGUAUAAAUAACUCUCAGACAGAAAUAAAGAUAAAGAGUGCAACUUCGAAUGACUCCUUCGGCCCAACGACCCAGGAGUUGAACGAGCUGGCAUUGCUCACGCAUAACGAUAAACCGCUGAGAGACAUCACCGUGAUUCUGGCCAAGAGGCUCAACGAUAAUUCACGUAACUGGAGACACGUAUUAAAGUCACUCACUGUGAUUCAGUACUGCCUGGUGACGGGGUCAACCGGGUUCGUCAACUGGAUGAAGAGUAACCAGUACUUGAUCUCCACUCUGAAGGAAUUCCAACUCAAGGACCACGAUGAAAUUGCGCACCAGAUAAGGCAGAAGUCCAGGACUAUUACCAUGCUGCUGAAGGAUCCCGCUCUGCUGGAGGAGAAGAGAACCAAGUUCCACUCCUUCAGGUCGAGCAUGUCUCGACCU